Molecule: messenger RNA, 2475 nt
Organism: Pelmatolapia mariae (spotted tilapia)
Lineage: Eukaryota; Metazoa; Chordata; Actinopteri; Cichliformes; Cichlidae
Exons: 9
Coding region: 62-1210 (382 amino acids)
Biological process (GO): biosynthetic process
Cellular component (GO): endomembrane system
Molecular function (GO): hydrolase activity; strictosidine synthase activity
Source: RefSeq, a predicted model, not a curated record
CUUGAUACGGAGGCUUUGAUCCAGCAGACGGAGUCGCCGCGCGCUCAGAACUUCAGUCGUAAUGGGAAGGCGAUCUCUGUUAGUGGCUCUCCUGGCUGUAGCUGUUGGAGUUUACCUGCUGCCGUCUCCCAUCGACCCCAAACCACACGUACUGAAGGGGCCACCUCCGGCUCUGGAGGGGCCGCUGGCUGUCAACACCCGUCUGCAGAAGGGUCGCAGGCUGUUCACUGGGAAACUACGUGGACCAGAAUCCUUCACUGCCGAUGAGCAUGGUAAUGUGUACACGGGCACAGUGGACGGGAAGCUGUGGAGAAUCGGUCCUGACGACAGCCUGACCUUCAUCACUCACAUGGGACAAAAUCUACCAGAAUGCGGUAGCAGUACAGACUAUGAACCUGUGUGCGGUCGCCCUCAUGGCAUCCGUUUGGAUCGUCACGGUCAGCUGAUCGUUGCUGACUCUUACUUUGGGCUGCACAGCGUGGAUCCCAAAACCGGAGAAAAGACUUUACUCCUGGCUAAUUCAGAGGGAGCUGAUGGCGUUCCCUUUGCCUUUUUAAACGGGCUUGAGAUUUCCUCCCAAACUGGAAUCAUCUAUUUCACGGACUCCUCCAGUCGCUGGGGACGCAGGCACGUCAAACUGGAGGUGAUCGAGCUGAACAGCCUUGGCCGUCUUCUCUCCUACAAUCCCCAGUCAGGAAGUGUAACUGUGCUUCUGGACUCUCUCUACAUGCCGAACGGCAUCGUCCUGUCACCUGACGAAGACUUCCUGCUACUGGCGGAAACCAGCAUUGGACGUAUACUGAGGUAUUGGUUAAAAGGCCCGAAAUCUGGUACCAAGGAGGUCAUCAUGGACAACAUGAUUGGUUAUCCUGACAACAUCCGCCUCAGUGACCAUGGUACAUUCCUGGUUGGCAUAACAACGCCUCGCUUUCGGAAGUUCAUGCCACCUUUUCUGGAUAUGAUUGCUCCGUACCCAGUGGUCAAACGCUUUCUUGCCAAGGUGGUUCCCCUGAACUGGUAUAACAUUCUGCUGCCACGCUACGCUCUGGUCCUGGAGCUGGGAUUGGAUGGCGAACUCAUAGGAACGCUUCAUGACCCAGAGGGCCGCCUCACGUGGGCCAUCAGCGACGUCUUCCAGCACCGAGGGAGAACCUACCUGGGCAGCACCGACCUGCCGUUCCUUCCCAUCUUGGAAGGCUGGGAUAGCUGAUGAUGACAUAUAAUGACUCUUUUCCUUUUAUGUGGAUGCAGGGUUCUUCACAUUCACAUUAGGACAACCACUAGUGUUUCCAGAGCAGUAAACUAAGAAAAUAUGAUAACCUGAAGACAUUUUAAGACGAAUUUUUUCCUCUAAAGACACGUAGUGUCCAAAAAACAGAGGGCUACGGAUGAAUGAAUCCCUGAAAUACUGCUCAGUUUAAAGAAAGAACGAUAAUAAUUACACUCCCUGUUAAAAGUGAGUUUAUCCUUCCCACUGUUGCCAAGUAUUUGCUCAUAGGGGCCAUCUGAUUGUGUUUUUCUUGCAAAUAUUUUAGGGUGUUUACCUUACAAUAUAAAGUACCUUGAGGCAACUGUUGUUCUUAUUUGGUGUUAUAUAAAAAUAAUGUAACUAAAUAAUUAAAAUUAUGUUUGACUUAUGUUCAUAUCUGACCAUUGUAGGUUAGAAACGAUGUAGUUGGGGAAUGGGAUUACUGAGCAGAUUAAAGUAAGCUUUAAUCUUUUUACUCAACAAUCAAAAGCAGAGAAAGUGUCUUUUUCUAGACGUGAAAUCAGAUUAGAAACCUGCGAUGAACAGGGGAUAAAUAUAUCCUCACGUAAAUAGCUUACGAGUUGUUUUUACACUGCAGGAGAAAAACUGGAACACAACUAUAGAGACACCUGGUGGCUUUCCAACCAUCACUGACUUUAAUAUCAUCACUCGUUAACCCUAGAACACUAAUUUCAGGUGAUUUUCACCCAUCCAGUUAUUAAAUAGGUGGCAAUUUCCAAGAGAAUUCAUUUGGUAAACAAAAACUUUUAUCGUCAGCUGAUCAAAAAAUGAAAUUAUUUUGUUUCUUUUCACUGUCCCGGGCUUACAUGUCCCAGGAAUGUAUGGACCAAAGAACAAGUUCCCAGUUCUAUUUUUAUUAUUUUUAGUAACCAUUCCCUAAUUUUUCACUAAUUUAAGGGUACAGGGUCCCCGCAUACCUUUUUUUUUUCUUUUUAUGAGACUUAUAGGGGGUAGUAAAAGAAGAGUACUUCAAUUUGCCAUAUAUUGUUGUACUUUAAUAUAUGUUGAUGGGAAGUAUUUUUUGUCGGGUAUAUUGGGUGAUAGUGUUACUGUCCAUUAGGUUUGGUUCACCAUUACUGCUGAGACACGGUCCUGAAUUGUCAAAUUUCGCUAACUUUUCUUUCUACAGAAUUUGAAAUGAACCUAAUAAAUGUGAAUUUUGGACUGUCUUAAAAAACUUGGAUGUUUACUGUUAAUAUCAUGUU